AUGGGAGACUACUACCAUCACUUCCUGUCUUCAAUGUCCGGGGCAGGGAUGAAUCCCGCGACGUCACCAGAGGAGAUGCUCGACCCUCGAAUGCAUGGAGCACCGAUACCAAUGGUAUCUGCGCCGUUACCCGGUCCGUAUCAGCAACUUGGAUAUUUUACUGGGUUUCCAGAUCCCAUGAUGUUCAACCAGAACAAGUCGCAGAAAGCUCGUAGAAAGUCUGCCGCCGGUACCCCUGCAGCAGUUGACCAUGUCAAGCAUCGAAGAACACGAUCAGGCUGCUUCAUGUGCCGCAGUAGGAGAGUUAAGUGCGACGAAACCAGACCAAUAUGUGAACGUUGCAAGAAGGGAAACAGAGAAUGUGUCUACCCAGACCCCCCAUCGUCGAAAGGUUCCUCAGCUUCAAGCGGUAAAUCCAAAGAUACCGCACCUUCUGCUCAACAAACGAGUCCAACUUCGUCAAAAUCAGAGGACGACGAGGACACAGAGCAAGAGAGUAAACUAGAAAUGAUCGUGGACGAAGAUGAAGAUACUGAAGACCAAACAAAGUCUUCGGUACCCUCCAGGCAGUCAAAAAGCGUUUCACCAUCGACCGCAACAGCAACACCAAGUAGCCUUGCAGCUGUCUAUUCUUCCUCCGAGUUUCCUAUACAGACGGGUGAAGCCGACUGGUCACAUCUACCACCAGAGUACCAGCAAGGCCUCUCCUUUUUUGUGGAAAACCUCAACCAUUUCAAUUAUUGUAUACCCCUGGACUCGGAUGGCUUUUUUACAAAGAUUCUUCCCAACAUGGCCACUCGCCACGAGCCCUUACUCAACGCGCUCGUAGGCUUCUCUGCAUACCAUAUUACUCUUCGAAACCCACAGGGAAAGCUCCAGGACUUCUUACAAUAUUACAAUAAGAGUGUAACGCAACUCUUGGGCUUGUUUCAGAGACGAGAAAAGCCCAACGUUGCCACUCUUCUCACUAUUCUGCAGCUUGCCACCAUCGAGACAGUGAUGCAGACGCCCGUUGGUCGCAUGUGCCUCAGCUGGUACGCCCGAUUCGAUAGCUUCGUUGCCCUCAUGGGAGGAUUCCCUACCGAUCUGCCGCGCGAAUGGUUCCGAGCGAUGCUGGACUUUUAUCAAUCCGGGAUUACGUCGAACCCAGAUGAGUUACGUUGGAAGAUCGAUGCGUGGUCCGCACGACUUCGCCUGAUCUCUUACGACAUGUCGAUUUUGUUCGCCCGAGGCAGUAGAGGCCAGAUAUCCCCCGAGGACUUUAUGAAAGAGCAUGAACUCUUGAAUCAACAGCUCAUAGAGUGGAAGGAGAAACGCGACCCCGCCUUGCAGGAUCCCAAAUAUCUUAUCAAAGAUUUUCCUCCAGCAGAAACUCUCGAUCCGGACGACUUUGUCAAUCCCUAUACGGUUGGAAUACUUUACGAUUUCCCCCUGUUCGACGUCACAGUUCUAUGCGCAGAAUGGAACAGCAUCAUGAUAAUGCACAAAUGCCAAUCGUCAGGAAUGAGGCCGGACCAACUGUUCGCGGAUCUAAACCGCCAUGCAUAUAGGACAUGCCAAUAUUUCGAAACAUUGGAGUUCUGGCCUUCAACUCCCAGAGGCGUUUUGGUUCUGAUACAAGCAUGUAUUGCUAUUGCAGCUCUUUUCUGUCCUCAGGAUGCGAGGCAUCACAUGUGGUUCCGUCGGAAGUUUGCUUUACUAGAGACUAUGGGGUAUAUUCAUCCUCUUCCGCUACGUACCAAAAUGGCAGAGUUAUUCCGAGAACCCGAUUGCAUAAACUGGUGGCUGCCAAAUGAAGAAGGAUUCAGCCCAGUAUUACAGGAAAUCCGUAAUUUUGCGGAUGAACGGAACGCUGCAGCUGUCACAGCCCAACAAGAGAGUGUUCGUGAGGUUCGACAUAUUUUUGCCAAGAUGUCAUUGAUGGACGAUGCAAAUGCCCCGUCAAGCUCUAGUCCAGACUCUGCUUCAGGGCCCAGUAUUGAUUCACCCAGUGUGAAGCGAUGA
Molecule: messenger RNA, 2004 nt
Organism: Fusarium musae
Lineage: Eukaryota; Fungi; Ascomycota; Sordariomycetes; Hypocreales; Nectriaceae
Exons: 5
Coding region: 1-2004 (667 amino acids)
Biological process (GO): positive regulation of transcription by RNA polymerase II
Cellular component (GO): nucleus
Molecular function (GO): transcription cis-regulatory region binding; DNA-binding transcription factor activity, RNA polymerase II-specific; zinc ion binding
Source: RefSeq, a predicted model, not a curated record